GAUAUACUCUUGCGCUCCUUUUUCUCAUAUUCCUCCUUUUAUUCUUCCUUACUCAUCACUCGAGUCUCUCCGUACCGACUACUCCCUUUUCAAACUCAAAUUUACUAUUUAUUUAAAUUACCAAACAACAGUCAUCAACUAUUUAUCACUAUAAUUAAAAAUGUGUUGUGUUUCAAUUAAUUAUUAAAGUGAUUAAUUAUUUUAAAAAUGUGUAAUAAGUGAAUAAAAUAAUUAAAUAAUAAAAUAAUUAAAAAACCACAAGGGUAAUUAAAUUUAAAAAAUGUUAGUACCAGCAGAUAUGCUGGCGUCACAUUCAAAAAUGGUCUAUCAGAUAAACAAAUAUUUUGGUGAGCGUGUGAUGACACGUAAGACACAAGUCGCUAAAACAAUUCAGGAAGUAUGUCGUGUUGUACAGGAUGUAUUAAAAGAAGUUGAGGUACAGGAGCCAAGAUUUAUAUCAUCUUUGACGGAUUACAAUGGAAGAUUUGAUGGUCUUGAUGUAAUAUCACCGACAGAAUUUGAAAUCGUAAUUUAUUUAAACCAAAUGGGUGUACUAAAUUUUGUGGAUGAUGGUACACUGCCUGGUUGCGCUGUUCUCAAGCUAAGCGACGGUCGGAAACGAUCAAUGUCACUGUGGGUUGAAUUUAUAACCGCGUCUGGUUAUCUAUCUGCCAGGAAAAUACGAUCCCGUUUUCAAACAUUGGUAGCACAAGCUUGUGAUAAAUGCGCGUAUCGUGAUUCUGUUAAAAUGAUUGCUGAUACUACGGAAGUUAAGUUGAGAAUAAGAGAACGUUAUGUUGUACAAAUAACACCGGCAUUCAAAUGCGCGGGUCUUUGGCCGAGAUCCGCGAGCCACUGGCCGAUUCCUCAGAUUCCCUGGCCGCAUCCUAAUAUUGUGGCGGAAGUUAAGGCAGAGGGAUUCGAUAUGCUGUCGAAGGAGUGCAUCGGACUACAGGGAAAACAGUCGGCGAUGGAAGGAGACGCAUGGGCUCUGUCUUUUAUUGAUGCUGAGAACAGAUUACUCCAGGGCGCGAGUCGCAGACGCUGUCUGAGUAUUCUCAAGACUUUGAGGGACAGGCAUUUAGAUUUGCCGGGUAAUCCGGUCACUAGUUAUCAUAUGAAAACUUUGCUGUUGUAUGAGUGUGAAAAACAUCCCCACGAAGCAGAGUGGGAUGAAAGUUGUCUAGGUGACCGGAUCAAUGGAAUAUUUUUACAAUUGAUAUCCUGCUUGCAAUGCCGCAGGUGUCCGCAUUAUUUUCUACCGAAUUUGGAUUUAUUUAAAGGAAAAUCACCAAGUGGACUAGAAAACGCGGCCAAACAAGUCUGGAGACUCACGAGGGAAUUAUUGACGAACACACGAGCGUUAGAAAAACUCUAGUGAUUUUAAAUUUAUUUUUUUUUGUUUAUUUAAAUUAUUUAUUAUUGUUUUAUCAUUAGAUUGUUUUUUAAAUUUUGUGAUGUGAAAAAUAAAAUAAGUGCCAUAAAAAAAAAUAAUAAUUUAUUUAAUUUUUUCUAAACGGCAUUUAAUGUUUAUUAUUAUGUUAAUUAAUAAUUCUUUAAUUACUUAAUUAUAUUGAAUGUGAU
Molecule: messenger RNA, 1584 nt
Organism: Microplitis demolitor
Lineage: Eukaryota; Metazoa; Arthropoda; Insecta; Hymenoptera; Braconidae
Product: protein mab-21
Exons: 1
Coding region: 281-1378 (365 amino acids)
Source: RefSeq, a predicted model, not a curated record